UCCGCCGGAUCCUCCACCGCUACUGGAACCACCCGUCGAACCCGAUAUCCCCACCCACCAACUAAUACAGACCCCGAACUCGGCGACUGGGCUCAAUGGGGCGCCCCCACAAUUACCACGAUAUCCCGCCCACCCACGGCGGAACCAGGCUCAACUAAAGCCGCCCGACCAACCCUGCUCAGCGCUAGGGCGGUGGGCCGACUCCACCAAAUCUGCCUAGUUGGCGCCCUCGUGUGGGCAUUACCGUGGCGAUAUGACACUAAAGCGAGACGGGUUAUCCGUCACAGUCCCGGCGUUCAUAAGGUGUGGUCCGUGGUCUGGUUCAUCUUCGCGAUUCAGAACACGAUCCUCCUGGGGUAUCAGUUCUACUCGUUCUUCGCUCGCGUCCAAUUGGACAAAGGGAGCUACCGCCCAGUCUUUAUGAACUCGUUCUGCGUCUUCUGGUACCUCUACUCCAUCUCGUUGAACACGUUGAUGUACAUUUACCGAGAAAAGUUCCGGAAUUAUAUAAAUACGUUGUUGGAGUUUAAUGAGAAGUGUGUAGGUAAGUGUGGAAGGGGUAAAGUGAGAUAGGGCGGCAAGGUUGAUAGGUUUCUUCUAGACAGGUACGUAUUGCACCUGGAUGGGUUGGAAGAUCGAGGAAACGCUGUGCUGAAGGUUUGCAUACCCGCGAAUUUCGUACAGUUGGUGUUGUCCUGCAUCCUGUACUUGUUCAUGCCGUUUCAACCGUGGUACUUGACGAGCUAUGUGUACGAGCCGGGAAAUCCGCAGUGGUGGCUGGUCCUGGGUGCCUUACAGGAAAUGGUCAUGGCCGGUCAGACCAUUGCGGUCUUUUGUCUCUUAGCCUGGAUGUCUGUCGCACAUGGGAACAGUGUCGAGUUUUGGCUGAUGGAGGCUCAUCAUAAUAAUGACACCGGGUACACUAUCGACCAACUGCGGGAUCCUCACACGGCGGUGGAAAUGUAUCGAUCUCUUCAAGUAAUGACUGGUCUCUUGAACGAGUGCAUUGGUCCGGCGGCAUUCCCAAUUAUGAAGAUGGUCAACUGGACAGCGCUCGUUUCUUGCGGAUAUGUCUUGAUCCGCUCCAUGAAUAACAAAUUCAUAGAGGAAUUUCCAGCCAUCUUGACCUAUCCAUUCGGUGUGGUCAUUUGUGUCUGCUGUAGUUACGGGAUGUUACAAAUCUCCGCGGAAAUGUUUGACAUUGCGACAUCCUUCCUCAACUCGUGGUCAGAAACGAAACAUCAAAAUCUGCGAAGGAUUAUGACAUCUUGCGCCACGCUAAGAAUUCAAGUCGGACAGUUUUACUUUGUCACGGUCUCCACGACGGUCACCUACUUUCAGAAGACAUUCGACUACAUUAUCGAUUGCAUCGUGACGUUCCCGUAGAAUAUGUAAGGGGAAAUGUUAAGAUACAGAUUUACCAAAUUUUAGUAAAUUUUUCGUCUGUAGAUAGGUAAUAAUAUGUAAUUUCAUAAAACCCCAAAGUUAUAUAUUUAGUUUAAAUUUCUGUGUUUAAAUAUUUAUGAAAUAGCUGUGACACACAUAAAGUUUAAUUGAAAAUAAGUAAAUCAUAACGAAUAAUGCGUAAGAUUAAUUGAAAUCCGUUUGCCACUAGGCCUGCAUACUUUUUUAAGUUUCGUUCUGCUGAAUAAAAUGAUUCUGAGGACACAAUUUGUAAAAUGUUUAUUUCAUGCACUCGUCAAGGUGGGUAAGACGAUGAUGCAAUGUGACAAUAUGGACUUACGAAUAAAUU
Messenger RNA from Folsomia candida, 1753 nucleotides. RefSeq lists its product as uncharacterized. The transcript has 4 exons. NCBI's taxonomy places the organism in Eukaryota, Metazoa, Arthropoda, Collembola, Entomobryomorpha, Isotomidae. The record is from RefSeq and is a predicted model, not a curated record. The coding region runs from base 715 to 1386 and encodes 223 amino acids.